This is a messenger RNA of Hevea brasiliensis (rubber tree), 1208 nucleotides long. Its product is annotated as glycine-rich protein DOT1-like. The transcript has 2 exons. The coding region runs from base 462 to 1034 and encodes 190 amino acids. The record is from RefSeq and is a predicted model, not a curated record. NCBI's taxonomy places the organism in Eukaryota, Viridiplantae, Streptophyta, Magnoliopsida, Malpighiales, Euphorbiaceae.
UCAGUAAUUACGGGGCACAUCCAUGGGCAGCGGCCCUAGCCUAGCAGUUUUUCAUGCAUUGGAAUUUGGAACUUCCAAAGUCCAAACUGGUAGCUAACUCACACACCCAACUUGCGCCUUGGCGGUCAUGCAAAUCUCUCCUAUCACCAGAAAGAGUUGGCAUGCUUCGACUCACCACGCACAGCCAGCAGGGGAUGCCCAUCCAAUAAGCCACAACACAGUUCAAUUGCUCAAAGCAAGUUAAUAACCGAACACGGAAACCCCUAUAUAUAAUCCUAUAGGCGAGACCCAAAACUACCGCAUUCUAUCUUUUUCUUUCAUUGCAUGAACUAUAUACACACUUCCACCGGUGUCCAUACAAGCUCGUGGGUGAGAGAACUUCCAUUUUUCAUGCGCCCAUCUGUGUCGUUCUUGUAAGCUUUUGCUUUCUAUUUUUCUUUGCGGCUUAUAGAGAAAGAGUCAUGAAAAGACAAAAUGUGGUGUCAUGGGGUCUCGUCCUUCUGGCGUUUGGGCUCUGUAGUUUUAUCCUUCUUCAAGCCAAGGAAGAAGCGAGGUCACUCAAUGUGGAGCGUCAUAUGGGCGAUGAAAAUAAACAAAUGCAUGGUGUCAAGGGCCUAAAGGCUGGCUAUGGAACAUUUGCUGGUGGUUACGAAGUAGGGUCAGGUGGUGGUUUUGGCUAUGGCUCGGGUGGUGGUGGGGCCGGAUGGCCUGGUCUCGGAGGAGGUUACGGGAAAGGUGGUGGAAUAGGCAUUGGGGAUGGUGGGUAUGGGUCAGGUGGGGGUAAUGGCGGUGGCUUUGGUCAAGGUGGGGGCUAUGGCAAUGGCAUGGGGCAAGGUGGUGGUUACGGUACAGGUGGUGGUAUUGGUGGGGGGUUUGGUGGUGGAGGUGGAGGAGGUGGAUUUGGCUCAGGCACAGGAUAUGGUAGUGGUGGCACAGGCGGGGGUGGGGGUGGGGGUGGAAGCGGAGGUGGAGGUGGAGGCAGUGGCGGUUACAAGGCCUACGGUUCUGAUUAUGGAUCAAAACACAGGUCUUGACAGGAUAGGAUGGAAAUUCCUACAUUUUACCAUCUUGACCUACCGUCAAUAAGGAUAAAAUUUCUCCAGUUAAGCAUUCUCUAUGGUUAGUUUGUCAGAAACUCUAGAAGGUUUAGCUGUAUCCUCUUAAUAAAUAUUUAAAUAAUCGGUUACACUAACAGAGAAUGUUUGGUA